Messenger RNA from Neltuma alba, 1587 nucleotides. RefSeq names its product probable glycosyltransferase At5g03795. The transcript is spliced from 4 exons. Gene Ontology annotation, molecular function: glycosyltransferase activity. Lineage: Eukaryota; Viridiplantae; Streptophyta; Magnoliopsida; Fabales; Fabaceae. The coding region runs from base 1 to 1587 and encodes 528 amino acids. The record is from RefSeq and is a predicted model, not a curated record.
AUGGUCAAUGCCAAAACAAAUUGUUGUUCAUGGCGGGGAUCUUAUUCAUCUUCAUCAGUCAAACUUUUGUCGUUUAUGAUGCCUCUGCUUCUGUUUGCCGGCCUCAUUUCUGUGUUGGGUCCAAAAGUUUCCUUCUGGCUUGCUGUCGAACGUCUCUUAUCCACCUCUGCCAAUCCUUCUUCUUCUUCUCAGAAACCGACACAAGGGGUUGUGGAUUUAAGCUCAAGCCAGGUGGUUGCCGUCGAUGCUCUCAGUAAGCAAGACAGUGCUAUCUCUGAUCCUCCACUUUCUUCUGCUCCGGUGAUCCAACCACUUCAACGAUCUAACAAAACUGAAGAAACAUUCAACGUCGACACUGAAAUUAGGCCCACCUCAGCUCAUUUAAACGAGUCAUACGUUCCUGUCGUGAGACAGAACAAGCCAAGAAAAUACAGCAUCCUAGAUAGGACCGAAGCUGGCCUGCUACAUGCUCGAUCUGCUAUUAGAAGAGCCGGAAACGGGAAUCAAACACCAGAUCCAGACUAUGUCCCAAUAGGUCCAAUGUAUCAUAAUGCCAACGCAUUUCACAGGAGCUACUUGGAAAUGGAGAAACAGUUCAAAGUCUUUGUGUACGAAGAAGGGGAGCCGCCAGUUUUUCAUAACGGACCUUGCAAGAGCAUAUACGCAAUGGAGGGAAAUUUUAUUCAUGCUAUUCAGGUGAACGACCAAUUCCGAACAAGAGAUCCCCAGAAAGCACACGCUUUCUUCCUUCCUUAUAGCGUAACAAUGUUGGUGCGAUUCAUCUAUGUUCGCGACUCUCGUGAUUUUGGACCCAUCAGAAAGACGGUCACAGAUUAUAUCAAUAUCAUCGCCUCCAGAUACCCCUACUGGAACAGAAGCCUAGGAGCUGAUCACUUCACGCUUGCCUGCCAUGACUGGGGGCCUGAGACUUCAUUUUCCAUUCCUUAUUUGCACAAGAACUCAAUUCGAGCGCUGUGCAAUGCCAACACCUCGGAGGGAUUCAACCCAGCGAAGGAUGUUUCCAUUCCAGAAAUUAACCUUCAAACUGGCUCGCUAAAUGGUUUCACUGGGGGUCCAUCAGCAUCGAGGCGUCCAAUCUUGGCAUUCUUUGCCGGAGGGGUUCAUGGUCCAGUCAGGCCUGUUCUUCUGGAUCAUUGGGAAGACAGAGACGAAGAUAUGAAGGUUCACAGGUACCUUCCUCGUGGCGUGUCGUACUAUGAGAUGCUGAGAAAGAGCAAAUACUGCCUCUGUCCAAGUGGAUACGAGGUUGCGAGCCCCAGGGUGGUGGAGGCAAUUUACACGGGGUGCGUGCCGGUGCUUAUUUCAGACCAUUAUGUGCCCCCUUUCAGCGAUGUUCUGAACUGGAAGUCCUUCUCGGUGGAGGUUUCGGUGAAGGAGAUACCCAACUUGAAGAAUAUAUUGAUGAGUAUCUCGUCGAGGCAGUAUAUACGAAUGCAGAGAAGAGUGGGGCAAAUUAGGAGGCAUUUUGAACUGCAUUAUCCUCCCAAGCGAUUUGAUGUCUUUCAUAUGACCCUUCAUUCUGUAUGGCUCAGGAGACUGAACAUUAGAGUUCGACAUGAUCAUUAA